GGAUUUAGCCUAUGAUCUGUCAAGAAAAUGCAACAGAAAAACCUUUAUUACAUUGUCUCAACAUUAUGAAAAAAGGCUUCGGUGUGCUGCUAUGAGUUCAGUGGCUACUUAAUUAACCAGUUUCAGCCAAGUUGCCUCCUUGGCGACUGCGCGCGCGUGUCUACCAACAUCGUACAAGGACUGUUUGUUGUCCGGUGCCCGGCGACGUCACGGAAUUUGAGAGCGCGACAGUGCGCCCUAGGACUCAAAUACUGUGGCAUGUUUACCGACGUGAGUUUUCCUGAUCCGACUCUUGUUUGGAGCUCGUCUCUCUUGCAUUGGAAUAGUACAAGGGAUAAGUAAAAUAAUCAGAAUCUAUGAUCUCGGUCCCUUUGAUGAAAACAGUCCCAUUUUACCCUCUGACUUCAUGAUCCAAUUGGGUAUAGACAGUCUAUUCGCCAGAGAUGUCCACCGCUGCAACUCCAACCACCCCCUCUCAGUUAACAUCGGAUCAAAUCACGGUCAUUGUGGCAGCAUUUUCAGGUCUGGUGUUCUUUGUGGUGAUCGUGGUGCUCCUGUCCAUAUACCGGAAAGAACCUCACUGCUGCAAGGACACCCAUGGAGACAUGGAUGCCCCUCCUCAGUACUACAGCAGCAGACAAACACUGGUGGGAAACCCCUGUCUGGAACAGACUCAUGACAUCAUACACGACAACACACACUCACAGUCAGGACAGCUGUUCCUUAUCGGCCUGCCCUCCAGCUACCGCCUGCCCUCCCUGGAGGCGCCCCUCCCCAGGCUGCCCUCCUACGAGAGUGUCAGGAAGAAGGACCGCCAGAGACAGAUACACAUGAUGAUCGCUGACCGUUUCGGCCUCAACGGCGCCAUGCUGACUGAGCCCCCUCCAACGUAUGAGGAGAGCAUCCACCACUCCAUUGAAGUGCCCUUUGACAUUCUGGGGUCUGUAAUAGACGCCUCUCAUCCCCAGAACAUUUCCCCUCCGCACCCUGGCACAGACCUUACCACUCAGUCAGAGGUAACCACUCAGUGCCCAUCCACUCAGGAUGCCAACAGUGCCACCCUACCAGUCUGAAUCCUCAGACUCGCUACUGACACAUGAUGACAAGGACAACUGGAGUAUUGAUGCUUUUUAUCCACCUUGAUGUGCCAAACUGGCCAGAGGAUAACAGACAGGGGAAAUGCAUUUACAUUUACAUACAUUUAAGUCAUUUAGCAGACGCUCUUAUCCAGAGCGACUUACAAAUGCACACAUUCUCAAUAGGUUGAAAUUGAUCCAGCAGCCAAUGGGUUGACUGUACUGUAGGAACAUCCUGCAGUGACAGUAUGCUGGAAGAUAGUGACCAAAGAUGGUGAAAUUCUACAUUGCGGGUUACUCCAUACUGACAAACUUGAAUGUCUAAACACCUCUUGUCAGUUGUGAUUUUAAACUGGAGCCUAAAUAAGAUUGGUGAACUGGCAAGACUUGGAUUACCAUUCUUCAGUGAAAAGGGAAACCGUCCUGUAGAUGACCAAUACCAUGACUAUAUAUGUCUGAGGUGGCAGGUUCUAAUGCCAACGUUAACUGUAAGAGGAGACAGGCCAGGUAGAAAGACACUCCAUGACAAAUGUGCUGCUGAAAAACAAAGACUAUUUUGCUGUGAACAGAAAAAGCACCAAAAAGGGAAGAACGAUCUUUAGAUUAAAAAAAAAAAAUGUUUCUCAUAUUUUCUACAUUUGAUCAUGGUAACCCCUUUUGAUCAUUUUAUGGAUUAAAGUAAUCUGGAUUAUUGUUUUUUGGGGAACUGUGUUGUAGCAAGUCCUUUUCUGAGUAAAAUCACUCUCCUCUUUUAGUGCAAUGUACGAGCCAAAAACGUAUAAGCGUGAGAUGUAAAAUGCUCAUAUGUCCUACCCUGCUGAGCUUGGGUUGUACAACUGAGCCAGCUACAACCUGUGUGUUAGUCUUGGAACCUGUGAAGAGUGAGUCAACAACACCAAACCUGUGUUGGCUCUGGUAACGAGUCUUAAAUGCCCAAUGCAGCUGUUUUUAUAUCAAAUCAUUUAUGGGUAACAAUAAUGUACCUUACUGUGAUGGUUUUCUAUUCAAAUGAUCAAAAUGGUUUUUUGUUGCUUUUAAGCUUUUUAAGCGUUAAACAUUUUAACAAGCAAGAUUUGUGGUCCGAGUGGGGAGGAGAAAAGGGAAAACUAGUUGUUAUUGUUAGAGAGGUUUGGAACUCUUUGUUAUUAAUCUAUUAACUAAUUUACCACCUGGUGAUGUCACCAGGCAUGCCGAAACUUCACCAUGCAAAACCUGCUGUUUAGAAGGUCCUAUGUAGAAUGUAUUUUCAACCAGGAAAUAAUACUGAUCAAAUCUUGUUAGUUUCAUCAGCUGUUGUACAAUAUGAUGCAAAACACAGAAAACUUCAUUUUGACUGCACAGGGCCUUUAAGAUACAAUUCAGCAUUGGGAUUGUGGGAAGCGUUAACUAAGUAGCUAGCUUUGUUUAUUCAAGAGCUCUGUGAACAGUGAAUGAGAAUAGCUGUGUAAAAAGCUUUUUUUUGUUGGUUAACUGGGCUGCCUGUCUUAACAGUCCCUGCACAAGCUUGAGAAGAAACCAGUAUGAAUGACAAGAAAAAGUAUGUAAUAUUUCCCUCACAUCAUGUCUGAAACAAAAGUAUGAGGUGUCAGCAGCCGUUAGCAAGUAGAGAAAAGUCUACUCAAAAGACAGCAAUUGGGAAAUACUUGUACAAGUGUAAGAGUGAGAAUUGGAGUUGAUGAUCAUUUAUAGACCUGUCUGUCACGUAAACUAAUUGAGAUGGUGGUGGCUUCUAGAUAAAGACAUGUUUAACAUAGCGCCUGUGUGCUGUCUCUGUCUGGCCUUAAUGUCCACUAGUUUCCUUUUCACCUCAUUUAACACAUGAUUUACUAACAAAAGGCACAUCUCAAUAGGUGGUCCAGGUAUGACAUGACAUGGAACAAGCAGGGGGAGAGGCAGGUGGUACUUUCCUCUUUUGUUCUCUAUUGUUCCUCAAACAAGGAGGAGGAUGAUGACAUCACAUCUGACCAUCUCCUUGUAUUUGAUUUAUUUAACCUUUAUUCAACUAGGCAGUUAGGAACAGUGGGUUAACUGCCUUGUUCAGGGGCAGAACGACAGAUUUUUACCUUGUCAGCUCGGGGAUUCGUUCUAGCAACCUUUCGGUUACUGGCCCAACGCUCUAACUACUAGGCUCCCUGCCGCCCUUAACCUGCCACUCCAAAAUCCUUGAAGUUAACUUAAAGUUUGUGGUUGUCUCAAAUACACUAUUUUGCUCAAAACAUAUUUUUUGGAACCCUUUAGUGUAUGUAUUUAUACUUGGGAUAUUUGAACAGGAAAAGUAAAAUCACUGGAGGACGUCUAACUUUCACUUUUCGAACCCUCUAAACUGCACUUUACAUUGGCGGGAGCAGUGUUUUUGUGCAUUUUGAAUGACCCUGGAACCUAACUUUUAUACAAGUGAAUUAAUGACCUGUAAGUUUACUUUGAGCCCACCACCAAGUUAUGUCUGACCUGUACACACACAUUGAACAUAUGUAUGUAAAUAAUAAACUGUUAUUAAAUCAAA
Messenger RNA from Oncorhynchus nerka (sockeye salmon), 3579 nucleotides. RefSeq lists its product as uncharacterized. Bases 444 to 1073 code for a protein of 209 amino acids. The transcript is spliced from 5 exons. The record is from RefSeq and is a predicted model, not a curated record. Lineage: Eukaryota; Metazoa; Chordata; Actinopteri; Salmoniformes; Salmonidae.